Molecule: messenger RNA, 669 nt
Organism: Ectocarpus siliculosus
Lineage: Eukaryota; Phaeophyceae; Ectocarpales; Ectocarpaceae
Source: the annotation of a GenBank genome assembly
AUGGAGCGUAGCUCUCUGAUUGAGAUCACGCCCCGUGCUCGCGCCACGAGGAGGAGGAUGGCGUCCGGUCUUAGACCGGCUUUGCUCUCUGUCACCGGGGCGGCAGCGGCAGCAGCCCUUCUGGUAAUCCUGAAUGGCAGCAGCAGCCGUGUGCCAACAACAACCCGGGCCGCCGCCGCUGCUGCUGCCCACCUUCUUGGCGGGAAAAGGAGCAGCAGAGGGGACGGAGGAGGAGAAGGAGGAGACCGGGGCAGAAGAGCACACGGGGGGCAACUGGGCGCCCCGGACGGCGGCGGCGCUGCGGCAAGGGAAGGGAGAGGUCGACAACACCCGCACGGCGCCAGCAGCAGCAGCGGCAGAAAGCUGGACGUGACAAUUGGUUUCAGCCAAGAGACGGAUCGCCCGCUUGUGGAAGGAGACGACGGUGUGCUGUUCGACGAGCCGCCGGUGCUCAGGCACCCCAUCAAGGACGAGUGGGUCCAGCGCUGCUCCAAUUUGGAAAACGCGACCGCCCCCUUCGCCCACGGCUCGGUGUGCGGGCCACCCCUCACGGAGCCGUGCUUCGAUCACAGCCGGUGCGGCUCCGCUACUUCUAGGCCCAUGAUUUACGUCUACGACCAGGAGGGCGGGCACGUGUUUUCUGGCAAGCGAGAACGAACUAAACGCUAA